Messenger RNA from Juglans regia (Persian walnut), 2412 nucleotides. Its product is annotated as GTP-binding protein BRASSINAZOLE INSENSITIVE PALE GREEN 2, chloroplastic. Gene Ontology annotation, molecular function: GTP binding. Lineage: Eukaryota; Viridiplantae; Streptophyta; Magnoliopsida; Fagales; Juglandaceae. The coding region runs from base 105 to 2123 and encodes 672 amino acids. The record is from RefSeq and is a predicted model, not a curated record. Gene Ontology annotation, biological process: brassinosteroid mediated signaling pathway; chloroplast rRNA processing. The transcript has 4 exons. Gene Ontology annotation, cellular component: chloroplast stroma; mitochondrion.
UCCAAUCACAGCAUAGUCUGAUCCCUCCCAUUCUUUCCGGUCUCCUUCGUUCUCUUCCUGUGUAUAUGUGCGAGUGAUACGGUACCAUUCCCGGUGCCGAAGAAAUGGCUGUCUUGCUAUCCACAGUUAAACUCCCUUCCAUCACGGCCCAGCUGAGCUCGAAGAGUUUCAGCAGCAGCAUCAUACAAGAGCAACCAAUUACAGAUAGUCGUUUUUUAAUAGGUUUGAGUAUGGGGACAAACACAAUACAGACCAAGAAAGUUUCGUUUAUCAAUCUAGCAGUAAAGCAUAACCAAACAAGUAUUGAAACAACCCAGAAAGUUAGUGGGAAAAUUACGCUUAAAAAAGGCGGCAGGAACCCGGUUUUGAGCGAGGGAAGAGAUGAGGAUGAGAACUACGGGCCUAUCUGUCCUGGUUGUGGAGUCUUUAUGCAAGAUAAGGACCCAAACCUUCCUGGGUUCUAUAAACGAAGGUGUGUGGCUGAAACAGAAUUUUCGGGGGGUGACGAGGGUAUGGUGAGUGAGUUCCUAGCUUUGGAUAAUGAACAUGAUGAAGAAGAAGAAGAAGAAGAAGAAGAAGUGGAAGAGGGCUUUUUUAAUGGCAUUGAGGAUGAGUUUGAGGCGAGUGAUGAGGGAGAAGGUGAUUUUGGAACGGCGGAUGAGUUUGAUUGGGAUUCCGAUGAGUGGGAAGCUAAGUUAAACGAGGAAGAGGAUAAGUCGGAUCUGGAUGGAUUUGCGCCGGCGGGGGUCGGUUAUGGUAAUAUUAACGAGGAUACAAUCGAAAAGGCAAAGAAGAAGAAGGUGUCAAAAGCGGAGAAGAAGAGGAUGGCUAGGGAGGUUCAUAAAGAGAAAGAAGAGGUUACAGUGUGCGCUCGGUGUCAUUCAUUGAGGAAUUAUGGGCAAGUGAAGAACCAAACAGCCGAAAACUUGAUACCCGAUUUUGAUUUUGAUAGGUUGAUCGCUACCCGGCUGAUGAAACCCACUGGGAAUGGCAAUGCUACUAUAGUGGUUAUGGUUGUUGAUUGUGUUGAUUUUGAUGGCUCUUUCCCUAAACGGGCGGCAAAAUCAUUGUUUAAGGCAUUGGAAGGAGCCAAAGACGACCUCAAACUUAGCAAAAAGCCACCAAAACUUGUUCUUGUGGCUACAAAGGUUGAUCUUCUUCCAUCGCAAAUUUCACCUGCCAGGUUAGAUAGAUGGGUUCGGCAUCGUGCUAGGGCUGGAGGUGCACUCAAGCUAAGCGGCGUUUAUUUGGUUAGUUCCCUUAAGGAUAUGGGUGUGAGGAAUCUGUUGUCCUUCAUCAAGAAUUUGGCUGGUCCUCGAGGUAAUGUGUGGGUAAUUGGGGCUCAGAAUGCAGGCAAGUCUACUCUAGUCAAUGCAUUGGCAAAGAAAGAAGGUGCAAAAGUUACAAAGCUCACGGAAGCUCCAGUCCCUGGAACAACUCUUGGCAUCUUGAGAAUUGGGGGGAUUUUAUCAGCCAAGGCUAAAAUGUUUGACACACCUGGGCUUCUACAUCCAUAUUUAAUGUCCAUGCGAUUGGACCGUGAGGAGCAGAAAAUGGUUGAAAUAAGGAAGCAGCUACAACCUCGGACUUAUAGAAUGAAGGCUGGCCAAGCCAUACAUGUUGGUGGUCUUACAAGGCUAGAUCUUACUCAAGCUUCUGUGGAAACAAUUUAUGUCACAAUUUGGGUUUCUCCAAAUAUUUCUCUACACUUUGGAAAGAUAGAAAACGCAGAUGAGAUUUGGAGAAACCAUGUCGGUGUUAGGUUGCAGCCUCCGAUCGGCAUGGAACGUGCUUCUGAAUUAGGUGAAUGGGAAGAGAGGGAAGUCAAAGUGUCCGGAAGAAGUUGGGAUGUGAAUAGUAUUGACAUUGCAGUGGCUGGUUUAGGAUGGUUCUCUUUUGGUCUUAAAGGGGAAGCAACCUUGACAUUGUGGACAUAUGAUGGCAUUGAAAUAACCCUAAGAGAACCUUUGGUUCUUGACCGAGCGCCAUUUCUUGAGAAGCCUGGGUUUUGGCUACCAAAGGCAGUAACUGAUGGUGCUUCCAGCCAAACCAAAGUUCAAGUUCAUAAAAAGAAAAGGCUUCAAGAAGUGAGUGCAGAUUUCCUUUCAGAUGCAUCUGUUUGAAGAGAAUAAAGAAAGAAAAAGAAAAGCACAAUUGAUAUGAUACUUUUCCAGUCAGUAACAUAAUCAUGCUCCAGGCUUCCAAAAUCUAGGCCAUCGUUUUGAUUAGGAAAAAAUUUCUCCAGGCUUCCAUUUUUUCAGGUUUUCGAGCAUCCAGCUUUUUGUCAGAUGGGUUGCAAGUAUGUAAUGUUUUCCACAUUCAUAGUAGCCAGUCUAAACGGUGCUCUUGUUCAACUGAUGGACAGUGAAAUCAAGUGUAUUUUAUAUCAGUUUAACAAUCAUCGUUUUAUAA